Messenger RNA from Pangasianodon hypophthalmus (striped catfish), 1892 nucleotides. RefSeq names its product phosphomannomutase 2 (gene pmm2). The transcript has 8 exons. Gene Ontology annotation, molecular function: phosphomannomutase activity. Gene Ontology annotation, cellular component: cytosol. Gene Ontology annotation, biological process: protein N-linked glycosylation; mannose metabolic process; GDP-mannose biosynthetic process. Bases 174 to 935 code for a protein of 253 amino acids. The record is from RefSeq and is a predicted model, not a curated record. NCBI's taxonomy places the organism in Eukaryota, Metazoa, Chordata, Actinopteri, Siluriformes, Pangasiidae.
GCUCACUAUGAAGUGCAGUAAUGUGGGGAGCAGGAAGUGAUUCAGGAGUCGCUGCGGGUUCCGUGGACGUGUCGAUUCCUUGCAUCACUUCCUGCAGCCCGGCUCGCUUUAACUUUAAUAAUAAUAAUAAUAAUAAUAAUAAUAACAGCUUAUAAUCUGCUUGACAGGGUUUAAUGUCAGAGAUGACGAGCUCAGGUGUGGACACGCAGACACUUUGUCUGUUUGAUGUGGACGGAACUUUAACAGCAGCUCGACAGAGAGCCACUCCACACAUGCAGGAGUUCCUGAGUAAACUGAAACAGCGGGUACGAGUCGGAGUCGUCGGAGGUUCAGAUCUGAAUAAGAUCAAGGAGCAGCUGGGUGAAGACGUAAUCGAGCGAGUGGAUUACGUUUUCGCUGAGAACGGUUUGGUGGCCUACAGAUUCGGGCAGCUCCAUUCUGUACAGAGUAUUCAGGCGUAUCUCGGGGAGGAGAUUUUACAGGAUUUCAUUAACUUCUGUUUAGACUACAUGGCCAAGAUCAAACUGCCCAAGAAAAGAGGCACGUUUGUCGAGUUCAGGAACGGGAUGCUGAACAUCUCUCCUAUCGGCCGGAGCUGCAGUCAGCAGGAGCGACUCGAGUUCUUCGAGCUGGAUAAGAAAGAAAAGAUCCGAGAGAAAUUUGUGGCCGUUCUGAAAGAACAGUUCCGGGGGAGAGGACUGUCUUUCUCCAUCGGAGGGCAGAUCAGCUUCGACGUGUUUCCAGAAGGUUGGGAUAAGCGUUAUUGUUUGGGAAUCGUAGAGAAGGACGUGUAUCAGACCAUCUAUUUCUUCGGGGAUAAAACUAAACCGGGAGGAAACGAUUACGAGAUCUACACAGACCCCCGAACCAUCGGCCACGAGGUCACGUCACCCGAAGACACGCAGCGGAUCUGCGAGGAGCUCUUCUUCAGCUGAGUUCUCUCCGAGUUCCUCCGCCGCACGAAGGAAGCGCGCUGAGGCUUCGUGACUUAAACGUCACCUUACUGGAAACGCAGCUGACUCUGAACCUGGUGCUGGUGUUCACCUCCAGUUACUCCUUUAAUCAAGUUUAAAUCUAAUCUCUCUCUCUCUGCACAAUACACACACGCCGCGUUUCAGGAGACCUGGCGUUGAAUCCGUGUGGAAUUUUCUGUUACUAAAACAGUCCACAACGUCGCCGUCUGACUUCGUGUCACAUUUUAAUCCCUCAAAUUGUUGUUUGGUCUUUUGGACUGAUUUGGAAAAAGGACACGGUCGUGAUCGUGCGUCCGUCUCACACACACAGAUUUAUAGAAAUAAAUAAAGUAAAUGUUCUCUCACAUGCCGUAUAGGCCACAAAGCACACGCUUGCAGUCAUACGGUUUAAAAAAAAAGUUUUUUUAAUUAGAAAUAUAAGUGUACAUAUAAAAUGAAAUCCUGGACUGCAACUAUGACUAAAUAAUCAGAACAUAUAUAUAAAAUAAUCAGUAUAUUGAAUAAUCAGUGUAUAAAUAUAAUAAUAAUGAGUGUGUGUAGAUGUGAUUAUGGGGUAAUGUGUGUGUCAGAUUUUAUCAGGUUUGGGAUUUUAAUAAAUAUAUUCAGGAAUGUUCUUUUGGCACGGAAUACGUUGAGGACCUGGGGGUUUAUGGGUUUGGGCUCUGUGUGUGUGUGUGUGUGUGUGUGUGUGUGUGUGUGUGUGUGUGUGUGUGUGUGUGUGUGUGUCACUGUAGAACUCACUACAGCGGUGUGUCAUUUUCUUGAUGUCACGUGGAAGAGGAAUCGAGUCGUUUGCUGCACGUCUGUUGUUGAUUACUGUAAGAGUAAAUGAAUGAAACAGUGUGAUUUGUAUUGAAUUAAAGUUAUUGUUCUUUUUUAUUUUUUCCCCUCAAUUAAAUUUUCAGGUGAUAAAACUCA